AUGGAAGGAACGCUUGAACAACGCGCCAACAUUAAAUUCUGUGUUAAAUUAGAGAAGUCACCAACAAAAACAUUACAAAUGAUUCAACAAGCCUACGGGGAUUCAGCUAUGCAUAAGAGUAAUGUUAUGAAGUGGUACAAACGAUUUCGAGAAGGCAGAGAGAAGAUAACGGAUGACAAACGAUGUGGCGCGCCGGUUAUCAAGGCAACGAACAAACAUCGAGAGAAGUUAGCGAUUUUAGUGCGGUCUAAUCGACGGCUAACACUUGCUAUGUUGGCUAAAGAACUUAAUAUUAACAGGGAAACCAUUCGUCAACUUUUGCACGAUGAAUUGAAAAUUCGGUCCACGCAUGCUCACUUUGGAGCAAAAACAAAGACGUUUGAACUUUACGAUCCUGAAACAAAGCGUCAAUCAAUGGAAUGGCGAUCACCACAUUCGCCCAAACCGAAAAAAGUGCGCAUGAGCAAAUCGAAAGUUAAAACAAUGCUCAUAACAUUUUUCGAUAUCCGAGGGCUUGUUCAUUAUGAAUUUGUACCACAAGAUCGUACUGUGAACCAGAUAUUUUAUUUAGGAGUACUGAAAAGACUGGACGUAGCUGUGAAACGAAAACAACCCAACUUGUGGAAAGAGCGGUCAUGGAUUUUUCAUCACGAUAAUGCACCGGCGCAUUCUGCUCUCUAA
Formica exsecta is the source of this 681-nucleotide messenger RNA. RefSeq names its product protein GVQW3-like. Lineage: Eukaryota; Metazoa; Arthropoda; Insecta; Hymenoptera; Formicidae. Gene Ontology annotation, molecular function: nucleic acid binding; DNA-binding transcription factor activity. Gene Ontology annotation, biological process: regulation of DNA-templated transcription; DNA-templated transcription initiation. The transcript is spliced from 2 exons. Bases 1 to 681 code for a protein of 226 amino acids. The record is from RefSeq and is a predicted model, not a curated record.